This is a messenger RNA of Wyeomyia smithii (pitcher-plant mosquito), 632 nucleotides long. RefSeq lists its product as uncharacterized. The transcript has 2 exons. Bases 194 to 547 code for a protein of 117 amino acids. NCBI's taxonomy places the organism in Eukaryota, Metazoa, Arthropoda, Insecta, Diptera, Culicidae. The record is from RefSeq and is a predicted model, not a curated record.
UAAUAGAAUUUAAUUAAGUUUUCCACUUCACUCCAUCCAGUAAUCUUGCUUCGUGGAUCUCGAGAAGCCCGAGUCCGCAACAAACUAUCUAGACCUACGUUGUCUCGGAACUAGCAGCGGCAGAACUCCGACGGGAAAGAAUUCCAAUAAAAACUUUUCGGUGUCAGUCCACGUUGCUGUAGUAGGCCCGGAAAUGUCUGCUAAACUAUUCAUGCUUGUGGUGGCGGCAGUCGUCCUCGUAUCUGGCUUGACACUUUGCGAGGCCCAAGCCCCCCCAGCGGCUCCCACCUUCGAGGAUCUAGUGAAAGAGCAUGAAGCUAGAAUGCUGGCCGUUCUGAAUCUGAUGGUUACCGGGUCGGCGGCACCGCCGGAGGUGAAGGAGACCGUUCUCGCCAGUGCCCAGCAGGAGUUGGCCGACUGUGUCCAACAGGCGUCCACACAUGUCAACCACGGUUUGUUCUACGCCUGCACCGGAUCGGUGCUUAAAAACACAAGCAGCGCAUUAGGCGUUCACGCCUCUUCCGGGGCAGCCAGCUCGGGAUACUAAUAAUAUGGAGGACAUGUUUGAAUUGUGAUAAUUAUUUUUAAUGGUUAAUUGCGGAAUAAGAUCAGCAUAUUUUUAAAGCACACAA